UGGGAGCCAGGCACGAUGUCAGCAGCCAGUGACCCACAGACAUGCCGUUUGGUGCCUGACUCCAUGCCUCAGCCCUUACGGCUCCGCAAGCAACAAGUAACUAGCCCCUGGUCUCCCGCACACAAAAUGCUGUUCGGCUCCUGCUUGUACUGGAAAACACUGUUUUUUAUAAGUUCGGCAGUGCUUCUUGCAGGUUUUACUGAAGCCGGAGCCUUUGCCAGCCCAAAAGAAUGUGAAAGUGCGACCAUAGAUGAUGUGAAUGAGAGCCUGGAGAAAUAUUCAAAAUGCUUUAAUGACAUGAUUGCCAAGGGUGAGAAAGCUUCAAUCAAUUUCCUCAUCUGGACACUGCAAGAAUCCCUGGAUCGCCUGCGGGCUGCUCAGGAGAAAUUUUGCAAGCAGCUCCCUCCGUGCCCGCUCCCACUAGCACCUAGCAAUGGUGGGCUGGUGUGUGUCACCAUUGACAAUACUCAGUACUGCAAACCCAUGUGCAACAAGGGUUAUGACUUUCAAUUCCUCAGAAGAAGUAGGCUGUAUGAAGUAUGUGGCAACGCCACCAGGUUUUCCUGGACAACGGAGCUUGGUGGGGGAAAGGAACUGGCUGUUUGUAACCCCUCUGACAUUGCCAUCAGUGGAGCUGAAUCUGCCUAUUUCCCCACCAACACCACCUGUCUGCAUACACUAGCCUUCACUGAAACUCAGACAGAGCAGCUAAACAUCUUCCUCAAAGAGCUUGGUGAGCAAGGCAUCAACGGCUCCAACCGUGACAAGGAGGCUGAUUGUAUCAUCUGCGGUUAACCAGCACCAAAAAGCUUGUGCCACCAACCAGCUCUCUGUAAUUUGACGUGGGUAUUUUGACAAGAGGAGCUAAACAUUGAUAUCUUUGUUAAGACAUGUAAACAUACAGCUUUUAUUUCAUUAAAUGACUAGAGAUCACAGUCAUAAUCUGGCCUCAGCUCUGGAGUAUAGGCUAAACCUAAUCACAUAGGCCAUGGCAGAGGUGUUUCAAAGAAAGAUCACUUUUAUGGCUUAAAUUUGUCUAGCUGGAAUUAUAUAAGCAUUAGAGUUGUUUAAUGGAUGCAGUUAUUAGUUAAACACAAUAAUUGUUAUCAGAAAUCGUCUCCUGUCAGGGAUCAUCUUUACUGAGAAAAGGCCGUGCUUUUAGUUGCUUUUACAGUUGCCAACUAAUCACGAUUGUUGCUCUGAUGACCAUUAAAGCAACACAAGUCACAACA
Messenger RNA from Calidris pugnax (ruff), 1232 nucleotides. RefSeq lists its product as uncharacterized. The transcript is spliced from 6 exons. The coding region runs from base 16 to 795 and encodes 259 amino acids. Lineage: Eukaryota; Metazoa; Chordata; Aves; Charadriiformes; Scolopacidae. The record is from RefSeq and is a predicted model, not a curated record.